AUGAAACAAUGUCGGUGCUUGUCUGCUUCAAGAAUGUUUUUAGCAAUUGUUCUAAUAUCUGCCAUGAUUCAAGGUAUUCUGGGCACCACAACAACACCAGUUGCAGCCACUACAACCCAGGCGGCGGUGACAACUACUCCGACGACGACACAGCCUCCGACGACCACCCCAACCGUCCCACCGACAACAACGCUAGCCCCUAACGAGCCGCGGACUGUAAUAGGGGAGACUGUUAUAGGACAAUGUCUGUGUGAUCUUACUGGAAAUGUUUGUGACAUCAACUGCUGUUGUGACGAUGAAUGUUCUCAAGCAGAUAAGGAUACAUUUGUGUGCAACCCGGUUUCUCGCCCUGUGUACCAGGACGACAAUUUGUGUUAUCAGGAAGAUAUUUUUCUGUUCACCAACUCUCCUGCAGAAACAAAAACAGACGGUGGCCUGUUUUGUAUCUACUAUGACAACUAUGCAAAAAGAAACUUCUACCUCGAUCCAGACUUCAUUUUAGACGUCCCAUCAUUUAACACAUACCUGAAUGACUACUCAAAUCCUGGCAAUCUGCCAAAACCUACAUACCAGGAACCAGUAUAUGACUUGAACAGUUUUUACAAAGCUGGGGAUCCAGUCUAUGUAAUUUAUGCAAAUGAGGCUCGGGGUGACUUUGUUAUUCCGCGGUCUCUAGGCUCGAGUGAAUGCUCACAGCAGAGUGCCUUACCAUACCUGACUGAGAUGAGCACAGAGUGUACAAGGAUGGUGACCAGUCUAACUCAGAACACAUGUGAACAGACUGCAGCGUUUAAUGCCUCUACCUACUUUCAGGGAUUCAGGGUUGUCAAGACGUCAGGGCUAUUUGGAUAUGUAGUAAAUGGGACAUUCAUUGGCAUAUCAACGACUGCCGCACCAACAACACAACCACCUGUAGCAACAACAGCAGCAGCUGGUAACAACACCAACACAACCACUGAUGCCCCAACCACAGCAGCACCUACUACAACAGCCCCUGCACAGUCUACGACUGUUGACCCAAAUCUUGUGCAGGAUUUAUUCAACAAUCCUUACACAGCGAUGAUUGAUGCUACUUCCCGUCCCCACCUUUGCCUGCAGACGGAUGGUUCCCUUGCAAACUGUUUAUUCACCACACCACCAUCUCCCAGUUUUAGUGUGAAUACAUGUAGAAACGUAGUUCAAGAGGUUCGCUAUUUCUUCACAACAAAUGGAACGUUCGGAAUAUCGCAGGUUCAAGCUCAGUUUGUGUUUCGAGACAUAAUGGCGGCUGACCUUCCCCUAUCACAGAGCUUCAGUGUGGCCUACAAUACGCUGUCUGAUACCAACGAUACGGUUGCCCGAAGUGGAAACCCAGGCUACAUUGUUGGCAAGCCAAUUCCCUAUGGCACUCUGAAUGAGACAACCAAUGCAGAUGGAACCAAGACUCAGAACAUAAUUCUUGCAAGUGUCGAAGAUGGGUUGACCCUUGUGCGGCCCACAGUGAUUGGUGAUUGCGGCACAUCCACGAUGUCACGAGUGCCCUUACGCUUCGGGGAGGAUAUGCGUACGGGGUGUUUUGUCAGGAUGAAUGUUUCCACCGUAACUGAUGCCCAGUGCCAAUUUAUCCAGAAUACGAUUGUUCAAACGCUUGAAGGAGUGAAUGCCCGUGAAAACAACAGGUUUGUGGCGACAUUCGGAAACACGGUCGAUACCAGUGUUGGGGACUGGGUUCGAGUCAUUGUCAGCAACAGGCCAGGACCUACAGAUGCCGCGGCUGUUCUGGGAGAGAAGUGCCGACUCAGAAUGGGGCUUCACAUCCAGAUUCUCUACGCGAAUGUCGGAGCCCUGGCUCUCCCGCAGAGGAGAAUUAUAGGUGUGGCACUUAUGUAUGAUGACGCAAGGGAUGUCGAGUAUAGGUGCGCAGGAGCAGCUUGCAACACUGGUGUCACUGAUACCCAGUUAUUCGAAGUGAGCCAGUCCGUCUCGUUUGUCGACGUCUCGCAACCCGCAACAGGCUUUCAGGGAGAGCCCCCUAUUUUCAUCGCCCGUGUACCCAAUGACUUCUUCUACCCGUUCCUGGUUUACUCUUCAGCAGGGGUAUCUGCUCAUUCGGCACAAACUGUGCUUUAUCCCCUGUUUACAUGUGUUAUAAUGGUUUAUACUAAACUGGCAGCAUGUCGGUCAUGAUUCAUGUAGUUUUUAUAGAAUCUCUGUAUACUAAAGAAAUUUGUGAUAAUUAACUGCCAUUGGUCGCACUUGGAGUGACAUUGUGAAAAAUUAUGUUCUAUGUAUCUUUCCUUAUGUGUAUAACAUUACAGGUAGUAUUUAUGGUUAUAGGAAGUCAUAAAAACAAAUCGUGAAAUUGUAGGAAAGAACACCACUCCUUGCUUGACACUUGUUGUUAUUAGAAAUAUAUAACAUGUGUAGAACCAUGUGCUGGUAUUUAUUGAGGUUUCAGCAAUUUAUUUGAAGACAAAGUGUUAUUGCAUGACCUCUCUUAAUCUUUUAGUACUGUAUACUGAGGUGAUACACUAAACAACAGAUGAAUGGUAAAUGUUAAUGAAAUGUGCUUCAAUUUUGAAUCAGGGCUUCCAUUAAAGAAAGUUUGGAAGUAUAUUUCUCAAUAAAAGUGUGCCCAAACUUCCAAAAUUGAAUCAUUGGAAGUUCAAAAACUUCCACUUUUUUUUUUUUGGGGGGGGGGGGGGAGAACUUUCAAAUGUGAAGGUUUGGAAGUUCAGAGUGCUAAAAUCUUGUCUCAAAGUUACUUAAUGGCCACAUUUUUGUGUCUUGAAGUUAAAUAAAAAAAAAUAAAUACAAUAUUGUGAAAUUCGCAAAAGUUAAAAUUACAAUUAUUUAAUAUCAAAAGUAUUUGGUUGGAAAGAAGUGGAAAUUCUUAGAAACAUCUACUUCCAUAAAUCAGAGGAAAAUGUCCAAUAUUGAUGUCAAGGAAAUUCAUACUUCCAGUUUAAAAUUCUUAAAGUGACACUCUUACUCAAAAUCAAUACAUACACAUGUAAAACAAACAUACAUUUGAAGUGAUACACCCUCAACUACUUAGUAAAUAAUGCAUUGUUGCAAAAUAUUAAUUACUAUUAACAAUAUUAUAACUGUAUUUAAUAGCUGAAACGCAAAAAAUUACAUUAUUGGUAUUUGUGAAUGCUAAAAGAUUUACUGUGAUUUACUAUGGUCUCAUAAGGUAGAAAUACCGUAUUUUCUGCGCAUUUUUUUUAAAUUAAACUCGGUAACCUUCAUGAGAACCAUUCUUUUCGACAUUUGUUCAUCCUUUUGGGUAUAUUAGAAAAAUUGUAUUAAAUGUGUUAAAUCUAUGUUGGGAAUAAUAGUGCAUCUUGAAUGGAAGCCCUGUUUGAAUAUCGUUACACUAUUUAACUGUUGAAUGAGAAUUAUGCGGUUUUCAAGUCAGUUUGUUCUGAAUUCAUGUACUGUAAAUUAAGGAUACAGUUAAAAUGUAGUGAAAUGAAGGAUUUUAUGGCCAUCUUAUUAAAAAUCUAUCAGGGGAUUGUGUUUUCAAAAUUACAUUUCUGAGUAGUUAUACAAUAAAUUUCAAAAGUUAUAGUUUGAUUUCUCAGUUCAGAUAAAGUUUUUAAUUUUUAUUUUACAACUUUCAUUUUCUUUUUAACAUUGACUUGAAAUUGAAGUGAAAUUCUUAAUCUUUUUUUUAUAUUUUGUCAUACGCACGUCAGUAAGUUAAAAUUCUUAAUCUUUUUUUUAUAUUUUGUCAUACGCACGUCAGUAAGUUACUACUAGAAAAGCGAUUUGAAUUUUUAGAUAAAAGUAGUAAUAAUUAUUAAGACUAGUAUUCUAAAGUUUGUACUAAUUUUAUUUAGCUCAAUUGUGACUUAAGCUUAUAGAUUAUUGAAUCACCCUUGAGUCUGUUUCCCUAGUAGAAUCCAGUAGUACCAUUACUAGUGUCCAGUAUAUGAUAUAAACACAGUUAUUUGAUGCAUUAAAAAUUCCUUGGGCUUAACAUAUGUUAAUCCAAAGCUUUAAAAAAAAAAAAGAUCCUUGAGGCUUAUGUCAAAAUCCCUGACUAUUCUUAACAAAAUCUCCUGGGCUAAUGUUAAAAUCCGCUGCUUUUCUAAACAAAAUACCCUAGUUUCUUAUCAAAAUCGCCUGGAAAUAUGGCAUCUAUGUAACUGUUUCCUGCAAUUCUUUAAAUUUAUUAAAUUUACUGUAUGACAAACACUUCCAAUUUUCAAACUUAGUUUGAUUUUGGAUAUGGGUCACGUUGCAGCUGAGUGGUCAGAACCACUAAGAAAAAGGUAUGAAGCUAGUACCAUGUAUUUGUAUAAUAUAUUAUAUUUAGUGUGUUAUGAGGUUUGACUGAAAUAUUUAAAUUUUGCUCAGAUGUGUACUUCGUUGCAUUCCGUCCAUAAGAAGAUGCUUGAUUGACUGUAGCUAUUUAUUAAGGCCACAAUUCAUUCAUAGUUUGUUUGAUGUUUCCCUACCCUCAUCUGGCCAAAGGCAAGAAGCCAUAAGCAUUUCAGUGUGCUACCACGAAAAAGUCAUACAAAGAAGUCAUGCUUGUAGAGCAUAGGCCUUCAUGGGCCUCUUGUUUUUUUGAUAAUUUUUCCCUACUUACCUUUAAUUUCGAAAUCAAAAUAAAUAAAUAUGAACACCAGGAAGGCUUUAGAGACUUUCUGGUCGCAGGUAUUUUUGUGAUUUGGUCGGGACACAGAGCAAAAUAUUUAUCAAUUUUGGCCUUAUAUUAUUUAAAUGAGUUAUUGCUACAGCUAUCAUAUUGAUAUUACUGUUUUGUAUUGAUGGUGUCAUUAUUUAUAGAUAUUAAAAGAUGAAACAACA
Mya arenaria is the source of this 4800-nucleotide messenger RNA. Its product is annotated as tectonic-3-like. Gene Ontology annotation, biological process: cilium assembly. Lineage: Eukaryota; Metazoa; Mollusca; Bivalvia; Myida; Myidae. The coding region runs from base 1 to 2166 and encodes 721 amino acids. The transcript has 13 exons. The record is from RefSeq and is a predicted model, not a curated record.